AUGUACCUGAUACCGCACAUGGAGGCCGGCGCCAUGCCAGUCCACAGCGGCCCACGGUACAUGUUACACGCCGCAUCACGAGUCGGAUCAUCGCCGUCUGGGUGGCGGCAGCUGCGGGAAGAACUGGCCGGUAAUAGUGGCCAGCCCGCCAAAAUACAACACACACCUCUCUGCUGGCUUUGCAGGCCGAGUGCUUCCCUAGCCACUGGUCAAGUGCAGCGCUCGUCGGUCACGACUUCUCGCUAUGACGCUCCUUGCGAUAUUCGUGCUGGUCUAUCUGCCGAGUACGGGUCAGCGGCCCCGCGGGGCAAAGCAAUGCAAACACGGGCUUCAGGGCUGCCUGCCUACGCAGAAAGUCGUCGUAACCCUGUGGCGAAGUGCUAUUUUCAGCCAAAACCCUUUGCCUGCUGCCUGUUGUACGGAAUAAUACUCCCGACACAAAGAUCCUCCCUUUCCGCGGAUAUCAAACCGAGACGCCCACCGCUGUCCGGUGACGAGAAACAAGAAAACGUGCAAGCUCAGCUGCUAUUGGAGGCUGGUGGCGGCUGGGCAUAUCUGGAACGCCCCCCCUCCCCGUAG
Cordyceps militaris CM01 is the source of this 579-nucleotide messenger RNA. RefSeq lists its product as uncharacterized. The record is from RefSeq and is a predicted model, not a curated record. The coding region runs from base 1 to 579 and encodes 192 amino acids. The transcript has 3 exons. NCBI's taxonomy places the organism in Eukaryota, Fungi, Ascomycota, Sordariomycetes, Hypocreales, Cordycipitaceae.